AUGUGGCAAAUGAAGAAACUUAAGAUAGAUUGGAAUGAAGCAGUGAAACAAAGACUAAAUGGGUUGAAUGUGAUCAAUGUGUUUCGCCUCAAAGCCUAUGAAAUUUCAGCCAUAUACAAAGAGAAGAUGAACAAGUACAAUGACCAAAGGAUUGAAAUGCGAGAAUUCGCUAGAGCUGAUUUGGUGCUUAUAUUCAUCUCUAGGCUACGCUUGUUUCCGGGCAAACUCAUGUCCAAGUGGAUAGGGCCAUUGCUUAUCACUAAAGCGUUGUCACACGGAGCGAUUGAGCUGGAGAAUAAGGAGGGUGCAAAGUUCAUAGUCAACGCAAUUUUACAAAGAACCAUGAUAAAUCUCCAGUAA
Molecule: messenger RNA, 360 nt
Organism: Solanum pennellii
Lineage: Eukaryota; Viridiplantae; Streptophyta; Magnoliopsida; Solanales; Solanaceae
Exons: 1
Coding region: 1-360 (119 amino acids)
Source: RefSeq, a predicted model, not a curated record